Molecule: messenger RNA, 5011 nt
Organism: Dreissena polymorpha
Lineage: Eukaryota; Metazoa; Mollusca; Bivalvia; Myida; Dreissenidae
Product: neurobeachin-like protein 2
Exons: 8
Coding region: 490-1227 (245 amino acids)
Biological process (GO): intracellular protein localization
Cellular component (GO): cytosol; membrane
Molecular function (GO): protein kinase binding
Source: RefSeq, a predicted model, not a curated record
ACAACAAGCGCGCGCCAAAUAUGGCCGAUUGAGGAAAGACACAAUGAAUUUCUCGCAAGUUAGCAGUCAGAAUAGCUUUGUAUCAAUGUAUAAUGCAGACCAACUUGUUCAAUUAACAUUUCGGGGCAUACUUCUGCAAGGAAUACUUGGUACGGUAACACAAAAAUGUGAAAAUUUCAAAAAUCGGAGCCCAGGAAAUGAGGAUUUUCCAAGGGCGCCAUUUUCCAACGUCUUUUUUUUUCAAAUUCAAAAGUUGACGAAAGCCCAGUAAUUUCUCUCAUCCGCCGGCCUGAUCAAGUGUGAGUGGGACAAUCACCGUUACUACAUCGAGCCCAUCGCCUUCGACAUGCAGCUAGUCCAGAGAUACUGCAUCGACGUUAAGGCUAACUCCUCAGUCACUGAGGUACACAGGGUGUUGAAAGCAUCAACAUUCUUGAGGAGUUGAGGCACCUGUCGGUAACCAAGGAAGCUCUCGUAUCCAAGGAGAACAUGGGGGAUGAUGGGAUAGGUGACGAGGAUUGGACGGUCAUCAGUGCACAAAGCUCAACAGCAGAAGUUUACGGGGAUAAGGAGAAACUGGUCCUGACUGAGGAAUGUGAACUUGUGACCUUGCAGGAGGUCAUCAAUGGUAGCCUGGAGGUCACCACGACACACGUGUACUUCUUCGACUGUAGCACCAUUAGGGAAGAUGGUGGUGAGGAUUUCAAGUGGAGUCUGCCUCAGCUGCGCGAGAUCCACUUCCGGCGCUACAACCUGCGCAGAUCUGCCCUGGAGAUGUUCCUAGUGGACCAGACCAACUACUUCCUUAACUUUGAGAAAAAUGUUGGAAUUUCUGUUGUUGUUGUUUUUUCAGACAUUGUGACCUGCCUCGCCCUUGAUUACUGUGGCAUCCAUCUUAUCUCUGGUUCAAGAGACACAACUUGCAUUAUCUGGCAUAUCGAGCAGCAGGGUGGGGUGUGCGUAAACAUAUCACCAAAGCCACUACAAACGCUUUACAGCCACGACAACGAAGUAUCCGCUGUCCACAUCUCCUCUGAACUCGAUCUCGCAGUCUCCGCUAGCAAGGAUGGUACGGUGAUGAUGCACACUGUCCGUAAGGGGAACUUCAUCAGAACCCUGCGACCUGAGUGCAGUGUGGGGUGUAGCCUUGACAUUCCUAUGAUUGCUGUCAACGACAUGGGGCAAGUCAUCGUCUACUCUCGAGAAUCUCAACCUGCGAAUAGAUAGAGGACUUAACUCUGCACUAAUUUUCCCUCAACGGCAAGCUCCUCUGCACACGGACUGUCCAUUCCAAUAUUGGUCACAUGAUCUGCAAGGGAGAGCACCUGAUCACGGGGGACGACCAAGGGAACAUAACUGUGUAUGAACUGUUCAGAUUACGUCAGCUGACCUCUUUACCUCUGUAUGUGCCAGUUCACUGCCUUGCCAUCACCAAUGGCAACAGUCACAUCAUGGCGGGCCUGCGCGAUGGAAAACUGAUUAUUAUCGGCAUCAAGUCGCCAAAUGAAGUUCGCUAAGACCUCCUCUACCAGAUUAUAUUUAAAAAAAUAGUCCCUUUAAAGUUUGCUUUUGGCAAGUUACCAAAAAUGGUGUGACAAGUCUUGUAUUGAAUAUAGAACUUAUGUGUUUACAAAUGUCUUCAUCAGGUAAACUAAAUUAACACUCAAUCUUAGAUGGGUAAAUUUGAUAAAAAAAUAGUGUGUUCACUUUUUAUUGUGGCAAGAUUCUUAAACUGAUUUGUCUGCAUAAAGUGUUAAGAUGCUAAAAAAGAUAGUCCUUUAACUUCUGCUUUUUACUUCUGCAUAAAUUGUUAAGAUGCUAAAAAAGAUAGUCUCUUUACGUCUGCUUUUUACCUCUGCAUAAAGUGUAAAGAUGCUAAAAAGAUCCCUUUACGUCUGCUUUUGACGUAUUACAUAAACUGGGUUUUGUGUAGAAUAUAGAAUAGGAGGAUUUUUUUUUUUUAUAGAACCUUCUUUUUUGCUUGGUUUUGUCAGGUUAUGAAAAACUUGUUUAUUUUUUUCUCAAGGAGUUCAUAUAGUCACUUCAGGUAGAAACAAAUCAUUGGGCAGAAUUAUGCCGUUUUGUACUUAAAGAAUUUUUGCUACUACUGGUCCGUUGAAAUACAUGGCCGCCAGGGGUUUGGGCAUUUUUCCUUUUUAUGGCUAUAGUAAAAACGUGUUAACUGUCUAGUUAAUAUUUUCGCCAAGUUUUAAAAUGGUUUCAAAAAAAGUCGCUGAGAGUUUCAGAUGAGAGACCGUUGACAUUUGGCCUUGUUGUUUAAGAAUUGGGGUUUGGGAAGAAAAGUGCUUUUUACAACAUCGGAAUCAACAAAUGGUAUUUUAAUGUCUGAAUUAUUUAGUUUAAACAAAUUGCACAAUGUGUGAGGGGUUUUGUGUAAUAUAUUUUUGGCACUUUUACUCUUAUAUUUGAACAUCAAGUGUUAACAUUUAAAAAAUAGCCCCUUUACGUCUGCAUGCGAUAUAAUAGAGAAAUUUUGUUUUGUGUCAAAAUAUGUUCAGAGGAAAAUAAUAGUAACAUCUUUUCGUGAAUGUUUUAUAACUGUGCAUAAUUUUGUCAAUGUUGACUUAUGAAAAAUUUGUUUAUUUCGGAAGGUGGUCAAAUAGUUUCUUCAGUUCAGGUUGCAAAAAAAUAAUUGGGCAGAAAUAUGCCACUUUUUGUGAAUGGAGAACUUUUGGCUUAUUCUUGUUAAUGUUAUUUCAAUGUGUGAAUUAUUAAGAUAAAACUAAUGGCACAAUUCCUCUUUAAUAUUAAGAGUUUUGUGUAGUAUAUUUUUUGGCGUUUUUACUGCUCUUUAUCCAGCAUUAGUUUGGUUUUGAUGUUACAAGUUUUUCUUGUUAAUCAUCAACAAUUUGCUCAAUAACAUUGCUGCAGUAAACUUUGUUACUGUCUGACAGCAAAAAACUAUAUAUACUACGAAAAUAUUGUCAAAACACAUUUUUGAAUAGUUCUGUUGUUGCAUAUGUGUAUGUUGAUAUCUUGAUUACAUAUCCAUAGCCAUUGUAAAUAGCGAUAACAAGUGUUUAUUAUACAAUUAUGUACUAAUAUUUGUUAAUAGUUUUUACGCACAUGUUCCUCUUUGAAUUCGACUGUGCUAUAUUUCUUUAUUCAUAUCACAAAUAUUAUGUAUUAUUUAAAUUUAUACAAAGUAUAUGUGAUAAAGUAUGAGGUCUUAUUCAAAGUAAGUGUGAUCAAGUGUGGGGUCUUAUACAAAGUAUGUGUGAUUUAGUGUCAGGCCAUAUUCAAAAUAAGUGUGAUUAAGAGUUAUAAUUGCUUUGAAACAUUGAUAAAAAGAUUUGUUGUUUAGAGCGAUGUGUUUCAGAUUUGUUAACUUAAAACUGUUUUAUACUAACGUGGCAUUACAUACUAAAUCUUUUAAGAUACCACAAUCUUCAAGAAGAUUGUGUGUUUAGAGAAUGCAACGAUAGCAAUGCAAAUGAUUGUUAGAAAUACAUGUUUUUUGUUAUUAUGCACCUUUUGAAGAAGUGGGAUUGAAUCCCUAUUUACUUUUCAUUUUGAUGUUAAAGGUAAAGGUGUUAGUAACAUGAAAUUCAAUUAACAACAAAAUAACUUGUUUUUUGAAGGGCAAGUUUAAUAUCUAAGCAUAAGAUUUCUUACUGAAUACAUAUUGUAAUUAUGUACACGAGAUUACAAAUUGUAUCAUACUCUGUUAUUAUUAACAUAGAGGUCAAUGGUUUCUUUUUUGUUCAUUUUGUUUACUAAAUCUUUCUGUUAAUUUGUUGUGUGUUUGUUUGUCAAAAUAAAGCCAUAUUUUCACGAUAUUUUGGUAUUCUGUUAGACUUUGUCCAGAGAAAUCUCCACAAAUACCUGAAUACUGUAUGUGCAUUAUCGUUAUAAAAUGUUUAUAUUGACACAAGACUGUUUUAGCAUAAAUAUUUUCUUUCAUUUUCUUUAACUCUACUAAAACAAUGCUUGAAUUACAUGAAUGUUUACAUGGUCAGUAAAAUUAUGUUCCUAUUGUUAUAAUUAGAAGUUCUUCUUGAAUGCUCUGAGCUUUUAUAAGUACAUACGUACAGCUCCGGACCGGAGGGUCAAUAGCUGGGAGUUGGAUUAUUGCAACUAUUAUAAUCAGUAGAUAUAAUAGACUGUUUCUUGACAAAUAUGAACCUUAUUCUUGGAAAACUGGGCUAAAUGCAUGAACGUACAACGUCAUCCCAGAUUAGCCUGUGCUGUUGGCACAGGCGAAUCAGGGAAGACGUUUUCCUUCUCAAAUUGAUUUUUGCUAAGAAGAGAAUAACUUCAAACGAAAAUACCAUACAAGCAAAAAGUGCCUUCCGUGAUUAGCCGGUCUGGACUGGGAAGACACUUUAUGCAUAUGCCUUAAGACCAGUUUUGUCCAAAACGCAGCACAUUUAGAAAUUGAUUGGAAGAAAAAUCCGGUUACACUAAUGGUAGACUAUCUGACACUAUUUUACUGACACUAUUUGAUGUUAGAUUAUAUUUAAGUUAUCUCUUUACCACUUAGAUACUUAUUUUCACGCAUUUGUAGUCCCUUAGAAAGUUAUAUUUAAUUUAAAAUCUUCUUUACUAGAUUCAAUAUUUUAAAGGAUGCAUUUCCAACCCUCAGAUGAGCAGCAAACAACAUAAAACCCAAAAAGACUGCGAGUUACUCGCAGACUGAUCUGGUUUUAUGCUGUUUGCACAUAACCAUUUUCGGUUUGCUUCUAAGUUGGAAGGGCUAAAGUAAUUACCUUGUUUUCUCCGUAAACAAAAUCUGUGAUAUUUUAUUAACAAAAAUAAAGUACCAAACAAAGUACCAAUUAAAGUCUAGGCAAAUUAAAUUGUUGUAUCACGUCAAUGUAAAAGUAAUAUUUAGUAGCUUUAUUGUUAAUGUCUACUUGUAUAACGUGAUUGAUUUACACAGUAUGUGUAUAAAUGAUAAAUGAUGGUCUAUGUAUAUCCUGGUAUAUCAUCUUGUGCAAUAUGUAACCAAGUUUUGUCACAGAAUAAAAUAUAUUUAUCUUUUCAAAAA